UAAGAGAUCUAACUCAUCAAUGUGGUCAAAAAAACAGUUUGAUCCAAUCUUCCAUGGUACAAAGCCAGAUCUUAUAAUCAGAACAAAUCUAAAUGAUUAUAUUGAACUGAUGUUUAUUGAGAUCAAGCCGCCAAAUACAAAAGAGGCUUUAAUAAAUGAAGAUUUGGUAUAUCUUGGGAAAACAAUGAAGUCUGCCCUUGAUAAAGCCAUUGAAGAUGGGCUUGAAGAUAUUGUUAUCUGUGGCAUACAAGUAGCUGGGUUUCUGAGCAGAUGUUACAUCAUGGAUUUGUGUUAUGAAGGCAUAUAUCGAAUGAUAUUAAUAGGAGAAUUUCAUAUUCCCAAUGGUGAACUAGUUGACAAAGGGGUUAAGUCAUAUCAAUCAAUUGUUAGAAAGACGAUUACACCUACCAAAUCAUUGAAAACGCAAAUGACAAAAGCUGCAUUCCUCAGUCCCAUAAAAGUACCAAUGCAACAAUAUGAUUUAAGUGGAAGUAGAAAUGAAAAGCCACAUAAAAGGAUCAAUACAACAAGUGGAAGUAGAAAGUGA
Messenger RNA from Entrophospora sp. SA101, 547 nucleotides. Lineage: Eukaryota; Fungi; Glomeromycota; Glomeromycetes; Entrophosporales; Entrophosporaceae. The record is from the annotation of a GenBank genome assembly.